Molecule: messenger RNA, 446 nt
Organism: Raphanus sativus (radish)
Lineage: Eukaryota; Viridiplantae; Streptophyta; Magnoliopsida; Brassicales; Brassicaceae
Product: protein SPIRAL1-like
Exons: 2
Coding region: 10-333 (107 amino acids)
Biological process (GO): cortical microtubule organization
Cellular component (GO): cortical microtubule, transverse to long axis
Source: RefSeq, a predicted model, not a curated record
UUUAUACAAAUGGGUUGUGGGAACAGCUGUGGUGGAGGUCAAAGCUCACUCAAUUAUCUCUUUGGUGCUCCUCCUGCUCCUAAGCCCGCUCCUGCUGAACCAGCACCGGUAGCUGUGGCUGCAGGAACCGCACUCACUACCCCUGCAACUACUGUUGAGCCUGCUGAGCUGAACAAGCAGAUACCUGCUGGUAUCAAAACUCAUGUUAACAACUAUGCCCGUUCUGAAGGACAGAACACCGGAAACUUCCUCAUUGACCGUCCUUCCACCAAAGUUCAUGUAGCUCCUGGAGGUGGAUCGUCUCUGGAUUAUCUCUUCACUGGUGGCAAGUAAACAGAAACAAAAACAUUCUGUGUAAUGCAAAUGCGUAUCCAUUGUGUCUCUCUUUCACUAUAAAACUGUUUGAUGUGAGCCUUUAAAUGAUAACAAGUCAGUUUCUUGUCAAC